Molecule: messenger RNA, 948 nt
Organism: Canariomyces notabilis
Lineage: Eukaryota; Fungi; Ascomycota; Sordariomycetes; Sordariales; Chaetomiaceae
Exons: 2
Coding region: 154-663 (169 amino acids)
Source: RefSeq, a predicted model, not a curated record
GCCUGUUCCGGAGGCAUGAGGCGCCAUCCGUCACAACCCGACUAGGUCGUGUUAAGAGACCUCCAUCCCACGCCGCCUAGCGUGUUUCGGAAGCUACCUUACCCAGCUGGUGCUUCCUGGGCUGCCAAGUACUUCCGUCUCUGUUGGGGAGGGAUGAGUCAGUUAACAAGAUGCCUACACCCGGAAUCGAAGGGCCCUCCUAGGCAGCUUCCGGCUUCCAUUCGCUGCUGUAUUGUACUGUACACCUGGGAUGGGCCAUAUGGCACAUUGGUGCUACAGACCUGGAAGGGGAGCCUUAGCCAUCUGAUCUCAGAUCUGAUGGAAGAUUUCGGGGUCGUUUCCUCAGCAUCCCUUUAUCAAAUCAUACCCAUGUUCCCGAAAAAAAACCUCAGGCCUGGGACCUCGGCGCAACCGGCCAGCGGGAACCUUAUUGCCCCUCUCUUACCCAGCCCAGCGAGCUGGGAUGACACAGUAGCUCAAGCUCAUUCCAGAGGAGCUCUGGGCACAUGGCGUGAAUGGCUCGCAUUCUCCAGCCGAAGACCCGGAUUGGUGGGCGACAAGCGGGAACGUGUCUCUUUCCUGGGCUCGGUGUCUCUUCGCAUAUCUGGGGUCCCCGCAAUCCAGCAAAUCCAAGCAACGACUGCUAUCGGAACUCACACUUGAACCACGAGCCACCGAGUUGGGCACCAAGCACGCAGACCUUGUGUUCCCGCACCUCUGGCCGAUGCGCACGGCAAUUGGGUACAGAAGAGUGCCCAACAUGGCUUCGCGGACCGCAAUGAUACCGAGAAGCGGCAGCUACUACUUGUCGCAAAGCCAGGUUUUGGUGUCAAGUAUGCCAGUAAAAUCCUGCCAGUUCGGCACGAGCCGCCGUGGAAGUCGCCCAGAGGAACGUAUUUCGCGCACUCGACAUCCUCCACAACCCGCGGCAUUCCCAAAGAGGGAAGG